This is a messenger RNA of Malus domestica (apple), 1586 nucleotides long. RefSeq names its product DNA damage-repair/toleration protein DRT100. Lineage: Eukaryota; Viridiplantae; Streptophyta; Magnoliopsida; Rosales; Rosaceae. The record is from RefSeq and is a predicted model, not a curated record. Gene Ontology annotation, molecular function: protein binding.
UCACUCCAUCAACUUCCAAGCCCCCAUCUCCGCUUCUCUCUCUCCUCUUUCUCUCUCAUGCAAUAACACUUACAGUCACAGACAUCCAUCCACUCUUAUCAAGUGAACAGCUAGAGAGAACCUCUCUCUCUCUCUCUCUCUCUCUCUCUCUCUACCAUGAAGAUGAUGAGGUUGCUCUUAAUCUCAGUGGCAACAUUCUGUGCCAUUGUCUCUACUGUGAGCUCUUCUUGUUCCCCAUCAGACCUAGCAGCACUUCAAUCCAUCAGAACCGGACUCACCGAUUCCUCAUUGGGCAUCUUCAACUCCUGGGUCGGAACCGAUUGCUGCGUAAACUGGUACGGAGUCAGCUGCGAUCCCACAACCGGCCGAGUCGUCGACAUUAAUCUCCGAGGCGAAUCGGAGGACCCCAUACUCAAGAAAUCCGGUCAGUCCGGGUUCAUGUCAGGAUCUAUCUCGCCCAAAAUUUGCAGCCUCGACCGCCUCACUACCCUCGUUCUCGCUGACUGGAAGGGGGUCACCGGUGAGAUCCCCCAAUGCCUCACCACCCUCUCCAACCUCCGAGUUCUCGAUCUCGUCGGAAACAAGAUUUCGGGCAAGAUUCCGGCCGAUAUCGGCAACCUCAAGAUGCUCAGAGUCCUCAACCUCGCCGAUAACCAGAUCUCCGGUAAGAUUCCGGCGAGUCUCGUUGGCCUCUCCGGGCUAAUGCACAUGGACCUCAGCAACAACCAAAUCACGGGCGAGUUACCGGCCGAUUUCGGAAAACUCAAGAUGCUGAGCCGGGCUCUGCUGAACCGAAACCAGCUCACCGGGUCGAUCCCCGAUUCCAUUGGCAACAUGAACCGGUUGGCCGACCUGGACCUGUCCAGGAACCAAAUGUGGGGUUCCGUACCGGACUGUCUUGGGAAAAUGCAGGUUCUUUCGACGUUGAAUUUGGACGGAAACAAGUUUUCGGGUCAAUUGCCAGCGUCCGUUUUGAGCAAUCGGGGUAUGGGGAUCUUAAAUUUGAGCCGAAAUGGGUUCGAAGGUAACAUACCGGACGUUUUCCACGGAAAUUCGUACUUCAUGGCACUGGAUUUAUCGUACAACAAUUUAAAGGGCCCGAUACCCGGUUCAUUAUCGGCGGCGAAAUAUAUCGGGCACUUGGAUCUCAGCCACAACCACCUGUGCGGGGCGAUUCCUGUGGGGAACCCGUUCGAUCACCUGGAAGUGUCGUCGUUUACCAACAAUGAUUGCCUCUGCGGGAACCCGCUGAGUACUUGUUGAUCGUGUGGAUUCGGCCGGUAUGGAUUGUAUAAGUUAUCGUACCGGUUUCGUUUCACUCCGAAGUUCCGGGCAUAUGCACUUUUUUUAUAUAAUUUUUUUUUUAAUUUUAUAAAAAAAGUAUUAAGUUCUAUUUCUAUAUAAUUUGGUUGAAAGGAUAAAGAAAAAGGCAGAAAUGCAUAUGCAUGCACGUGAAAUAGAGCAUCAAGUACAAUAUCUUUUUCAUAAGAUUGAGAGAGAGAUAUUUGUAAUGUAUUAUUUAUAUAUUGUGUAUUAUUUGCAUGGGAAAUGGUAUUAUCUACUUGGUAAUCUCAAAUGCUUAAAAA